UGGCAUUCCCAAGUGCGAUUACUGCUCGAGAAAUCGUAGUGAGUGUUGGGUUUAACGCUGUUCUACUUGGUCAUUGUUUUAUCUAAGCUCAUCGUCCGGUAACAUAUAAUAUCAGACGGCUUCUCAUCGUUUUUAACUAGAUCAACUCCAUAAGUAUUAUGGACGCCGAACGUAAAGCUAUUGUUGAUGCAUUAUCGAUACCUGAAAUCAAAGAUUUUGCGUUUCGUUUGGACAUACAGUAUCAAAUAAAAAAUGCAGAAGAAUCGAUCAAAGCCCGAAAGGAAGGCAAUGACAUUUACAUAAAGAAAGAACACACUGACGAAGAUCAUAAAAUGAUUUUGUAUUAUUAUAACAAAAGCAUAGCUUAUGCUCCCAGUAAAUCUGAAGAACUUAUGUAUGCUUACAGUAAUCGUGCAUAUUUAUUAAUGCAUGUAAAUAAAUAUAGUGAGGCUAUAGAGAGUUUAGAUAAAGCCUUACAAUUGUCAGAUUCCGCAAAGAUGAAGCUGAAACUAUAUUGUCAAAAAGUAAAAUGUCUGACUGCUCUUGGCUCCUCAAUGAAAGAUGAUCUAUUGAAUGAGAUUGAACAAAUUUUUGAAAAAUCAAAGUUGUCUACUGAAGAGACAAACCAUGUUUCGGAUAUCAUUAAAAAAACCAAAUCGUCAAUGUCAUCGAUGAAGCAAUUCAAACCUCAGAAUGAAAAGUUCUUACAGGAAAGAGCAGAGUGCAAUCAAAUUAUAAAUGAUAGAGAGAAAGUUGAUCCUUUUGACUUUGUUGAAAUAAAAUCAACAAAAAAUAUGGGGAGAGGCUUAUAUGCCAAAACUGAUUUUAAAACAGUGUUUAUCAGUUGCAUGGACUGGAAUCCCAUGUGA
Molecule: messenger RNA, 869 nt
Organism: Trichogramma pretiosum
Lineage: Eukaryota; Metazoa; Arthropoda; Insecta; Hymenoptera; Trichogrammatidae
Exons: 3
Coding region: 159-869 (236 amino acids)
Molecular function (GO): protein binding
Source: RefSeq, a predicted model, not a curated record